Molecule: messenger RNA, 1764 nt
Organism: Laccaria bicolor S238N-H82
Lineage: Eukaryota; Fungi; Basidiomycota; Agaricomycetes; Agaricales; Hydnangiaceae
Product: glycoside hydrolase family 13 protein
Exons: 12
Coding region: 1-1764 (587 amino acids)
Biological process (GO): oligosaccharide catabolic process
Molecular function (GO): alpha-amylase activity
Source: RefSeq, a predicted model, not a curated record
AUGUCGACGCCUUUUGUUCCAUCGCGGGCGUGGUGGAAGGAAGCUACCAUUUACCAGAUAUUUCCCAUCUCCUUCUUCGACUCCAAUGGUGAUGGCAUUGGUGACCUGAACGGAAUCUAUGCAAAACUGGAUUAUCUGAAAGAUUUAGGCGUUGAUGUUCUAUGGUUAUCUCCCAUUUAUCGAUCCCCCUUGGCUGACAUGGGGUACGAUAUUUCUGAUUUUCGUGAUAUAGACCCGAGAUAUGGGACGCUAGCUGACUGGGAUAACCUAUUGAGCGGGGUUCACGAGCGAGGCAUGAAACUCAUGAUGGACUUGGUGGUCAACCAUACUUCCGAUGAGCAUCAGUGGUUCCUAGACUCUCGGUCCAGCAAGUCUGAUCCCAAACGGGAUUGGUACAUAUGGCGUCCCCCGAGAUACGACGACGACGGUAACAGGCAGCCUCCGAAUAAUUGGAGAUCAGUGUUUCAAGGCUCGGCAUGGGAGUACGACGAAAUUACGGAAGAAUAUUACUUGCAUUUGUUCGUCUCUAAGCAGCCGGAUCUGAACUGGGAGAAUGCGGAUGUUAGGGAUGCAGUUUGGGAUUUUAUGCAGUUUUGGACAGACCGUGGAUGCGAUGGAUUUCGAUUGGAUGUCAUCGAUCUCUUAUCCAAAGCGGAAGGACUCCCCGAUGCCCCAAUCACCUCUCCGGACGAGGUGUAUCAACCAGCCGUCAUUCACUAUGCGAAUGGCCCAAAGAUUCACGAAUAUAUUAAGGAAAUGGACAAGAAAGUUCUGUCCAAAUACGACUUAAUCACAGUUGGUGAAGCUUCCUUCACACAAAAAAUGUCCGAAUUCGAUGGCUAUGUCCUGCCUUCAAAUAACGAAUUGAACAUGGUGUUUCAUUUCCAGCUCAUGGAUGUGGAUUUUCCAAAGGAAGGAAAUUCUAGGUUACCACUGAAACACAAGGACUGGACUCUAGCCGAAUUCAGACAGGUAGUGGUGAAAUGGCAGAAUUACAAACGAGAGGAAGGUUUCUGGAACACGGUUUACAUAGAGAAUCAUGACCAUGCGCGCUCCGUGACCCGGUUCGGCGACGACUCAGAAGAAUGGCGCGCAAAAUCAGCAAAGAUGCUCGCCAUCCUCGAAAUUUCGCAGAGCGGAACCUUAUACAUAUAUCAGGGCCAGGAGCUUGGAUUGAAGAAUCUCCCAAGGACGUGGGGGAUCGAGGAAUACAAGGAUAUCGCCAGUCAGAUUUAUUAUAAGAAGAAGAAGUUAUUAAUCGACGAGGCCGUGGAUAUGUCUGACAUCCUUGACGGUUUCCAGCGGAAUGCGCGGGAUCACGCUCGAGUACCCAUGCAGUGGAACUCUAGCGCACACGCUGGGUUUACAAGCGGUGAACCGUGGAUGAGAGUUAACGAGGACUAUCAGACGUGGAACGUAGCGGCGCAGCUCAAGGACAACGAUAGCGUUCAUUCAUUUUGGAAGCACGCUUUGAACCUGCGAAAAGCGCAUGAGGUCUUGAUAUAUGGCGAUUUCAGCGACAUAUCAAACAGCCAUGAAGAAGUGUUCGCGUACAUUCGUACUCUUGAGAAUUCCUCAGCCCUGGUUCUCCUAAAUUUCAAGAAGACAGACGUUAUUUUUAGUCUCGAUUCAAAAAGCGAUUGGACUGGCUUCAGACAUGUUCUGGGAAACUAUGGAGGCGAUGAAGGAGACGAAAUUGGAGUUGCCUCAGGCUCAAAUGACAUUCGGCUGAGGGGAUUUGAGGGCAGGGUGUACAUACAAUAG